Molecule: messenger RNA, 2311 nt
Organism: Phyllotreta striolata
Lineage: Eukaryota; Metazoa; Arthropoda; Insecta; Coleoptera; Chrysomelidae
Source: the annotation of a GenBank genome assembly
AAAUUAUUUCUAUAAUAAAUAAAUUAUCCAGGAAUGUAAUGAGACAAUAAGGAUUGCGGGAAAUAACAAUCACCCUAUAACUGGUGUAUUGGUCGUGAUUAUCGUUUAGUUGUUAUGUGAUACUCUGCGCUAAUGUUCGAGAGGAACAAACUCGCAUCGCCUUGAUUUCGUGUAUUUAUGAAAGAAUCGGCGAUUUUCACGGACAGAUCGCGCUCCCAGUACCGCCGGGCAUCCAUGAUUCAUCGACGAUCGAUCGAAGGCAAUAGCACGCGAUGGCUCACGUACCCGUAAAGAAGAGGAAAGUCUCCCACGAGCACGACAUCCACAAGUUCCAAGGCAAGGAGUCGAUCAUCACCUCGCAGAUCGAGAUCUACGUGGAGGAGGCGCAGCCGAAGAUACCCGACGGCGGAUGGGGCUGGAUGAUCGUUCUCUCGGCGUUCGCGCUGAACGCCAUCUCCGAGGGGGUGAGCUUCUCCUUCGGGCUGCUCUACAUGCAGUUCGUCACCGAGUUCAAGGGCUCCAAGUCAGCCACGUCGUGGGUGGGCAGCUUGUUUCUGGCCGUACCUCUUCUGGCCGGACCCGUCGGUAGCGCCAUGGUUGAUAGAUACGGCUGUUUGAAGAUGACCGUGCUGGGCAGUUUGGUUUGUACCACUGGAUUCGUUCUCAGCAUGUUCGUGAACUCCCUAUCGGCUUUGUACAUCACAUUCGGAAUAAUCGGAGGCAUCGGAAGAGCUCUGACGUUCGUCACGGCGGUGGUGUCGAUAGCGUUUUGGUUCGAAAAAAAGAGGGCCAUCGCGCUGGGUUUGGCCGCCAGCGGUACCGGCGUGGGUACCAUAGUGUUCGCGCCGCUCACCACCCUUUUCAUCAACGAGUACGGCUGGCGGGGGACCAUGCUGAUGCUGGCCGGGUGCUUCCUGAACAUGAGCGUGUGCGGGGUGAUGAUGCGGGACCCCGAAUGGAUAGUGCAAGAGGAACGCGCGAAGAGGGAGGCCAAGAAGAUCGAGAAGAAGAAGAAGAAAGCGCUGAAGGAGAAGAAGAAGGUGAAGAACGACGAGUUUCUGUUGCAGAGGGUCAACACGUCCUUGGAUCUUACGGAGAAGAAUCGAAUCCGUUCGGUAAUCGAUUUACCGACGUUUGUUAGAGAAAAUGAAAAGCUUCCCGUGGAAGUUAUUAAUAAAUUAAGCGAGAAUAAGCAAGUGUAUAAAAUAAUUUUAGAAAACUAUCCCAGCUUGUUGAAGACCAAAAGCACGUCCACACAAGAAAUCCACAACAUUGAGAACCACAAUAAUGCGAGCAGAGUUCCGGUUAGGUUUUCGCUAGCCGUGCAAAAAACCGAAGAUACCAUCAUGGAGGAAGACGAAGAAGAAAACGAAGAAGAAACCAACAAUUACCAAAGCCCUCUUCUCGACGCCAUCACGGAGGCCAACGAAGAAGAAGAGCCGCACAGCUACCUGCAGAGCAUCCUUUUAAAAAGGAACAACACCAUAUCGAAUGGUAUCGGUAACGUUGGUAAUAGCAUCAAAGUUACCAUGUCCAGUCCCGAUAUGUACAGCGUAUACAGAAGUACAGUGACUAAUGUUCCAACUAAGAAAGUAAAAAAGAAAUGGUACGUUCAAUUCUACAAGUCGGUCACGAGCAUGUUGGAUUUUUCGCUGUUUCUGGAGCUGCACUUUUUCCUCCUAUCUCUUUCGACCACCAUCUUGUUCAUAUGGUUCAUCGUGCCUUAUUUCUACAUCGCCGAGUACAUGACGGACAUUGAUUAUACGGAAUCCCAAGCGUCUUUCGUGUUAUCGGCAAUAGGUUUCACUAAUACCAUCGGAAUGGUGUUUCUGGGCUGGGCUGGGGAGCGAGUGAACAUCGCGAAAACCUAUGGUAUUUGCAUAAUCCUAUGCGGAAUUAGCAUAGCGUGCAUCAUAUGGUUCUCCAGCAACUUCGUGAUGCUGGUGAUAGCGUGCGCUAGUUUCGGUCUCUUUUUCGCCAGCUGUUUCUCGCUGCUGCCCUCUUUGUUGGGGGAACUGGUGCCGCUGGAGGACUUCACCAUGGCCUACGGGCUGAUAUUGCUCUGUAUGGGAGUGGGAAAUCUCGCAGGACCGCCUUUAGCAGGUUUCCUCUACGACUUGACGGACUCGUGGGUGCUGUCUUUUUACCAAGCAGCUGGUUGGAUUAUAUUAAGUGGAGUAUUAAUCGGUUUGAUAGCGUUCACGAAGAACAGGAAAUUGGGAGGAUCGCCUCUUAACAAAGCGUAGAAAGAUAUUUAUUAUUAUUAUUUUUGUUAAAUAUAAUAGUUAUGUAAAAAUAAAUUUUAAAUCAU